UAAAGAAACUACUCUCCUAUCUCCCCGGAUUCUCAUUAAGCUAUCCAUGGAGCACUAAGUACAACAAGUGUUUUUGUAGCCAUCCAAAACCAUCUCCUUGCUUAAAAAUCUGUGCUUGCAUUUUGGAAAACUAGUAGCCAGACAGGAAAAGUUUAUUCAGCUGUGCUUGCAGAAUGGACCCUGGAGCACUAUCAUCUACUUUUUGGGGCUGGGACCUUCCAAGACCUGCAGCUCACAUACAAAGUUCCACAGUACCUCCUGUAUUUGGAAACUUGGGAAGAAGCUUUCUGAUUGAUGAUUUGUUGAAGGAUGUGGACCCUUUGGCCAUGAAGUGCCUCCCUGUGGCUUACAGCCAUGUGCCUGUCACACAGUGCCCAACAAAAGAACAAUUUAGCUCUCUAGGGAGCACAUAUCCCAGAACUUGGACUUUCCAACUUCUUCGCACGUCAGACAGGCGACAACCUUUUUACCCACAUCCUUUUACAGGGGAUGUAUAUGAAACAGCUUUCUCAAAGUACUGCUAUCUGCAAUCUGCACCAUUCUACUCAGCUUGCUGUGGUGGGUCCUGUCAGCACCCUGCAUCCCCCACUGCUUUUCCAAGAAAUGAAAUGCUGCCGCCCUUAUGUGGCCAGGAUGCAAGCUCUAAGACAAGGCGUGUCAUUUUAAGAAGGGCGGUUUUUUCAGAGGAGCAAAGAAAAUCUCUUGAGAAGAUGUUCCAGAAGCAAAAGUACAUCAGCAAGGUUGACAGAAAGAAUCUGGCAGUAAAUCUUGCACUAAAGGAAUCUCAGGUUAAGAUCUGGUUCCAAAACCGAAGAAUGAAGUGGAGAAACUCCAAAGAAAAGUCAGUGCUUUCAAAUAAAUUUUUAAAGGAAGAUUCUGCAGAACAGAAACUCUCAAGGACUGUACAAUGCAUCCAUACACCCUGUUGAAAGGAGGACAAAUAAUCAAUCAAAGCAUUAAAUAUAAUAAUAUAGAAGAGUUCACAGAAACAUCAGCUGUGCACACCACAGGAAGCAGCCAGCGCACACACAGAGGGGAUAGAAUGGCAACGGAUUGGCUGUUAUUAGCCUAAAAAGUGCAUAGAAUUUUGGGGCUGAUUAACAUACGUAGGUACUAAAUUGUACAAGUGCAGCUGCAUAUAAGCUAAAAACUGAAAGCUAACACAGCAUUUGCAUGGGUAAUUUCUUACCCAUGUUUGUAAAUCAGUUUCACUAUGUAAUAAUUUUGUUUUUUGCAUACUAAAUACUUACACUACUGGAAAAUUUGAUGUUUAAUGUGAUUGCAUUCAUUUAUAAUGUGCUUUUUAAAGUAAUUUUAAAAAAGAGAAAAAUCAUGUCAUGUGCAUAAAGUUAUUUUUGCAAUUCACAGCUGGCAUUGGGUUGUCAUCACAAGUUAAAAAACUGUUGUCGUAAAAUACACGUGUGCCCUCUAUCUGAUUAGUAUUGAUAAAAAUCACCAGUCGCAUAUAUGAUGUUACAAUAUUAUACAGAAUGCUGUUGAGAAAUAUAAAAUGGCUGCUAGGAAUGCUGCCAUUAGGGUCUAACUUCCUCAUUAAGGACCAGGUCAACUGUAUAAAAUGUCUGGGUGGUCAGAAGAUUUGCAAAACGACAUAUGUUUCCUUCUAUGCCUUUCCCUCAAACCACAUUCAAAAUUUUAUAAAGAAAAGAUAUCUGGAACCUAUAAUAACAUUAGGAGGGUAUUGUGAAAAUUGAACACCAGCAAAUGAAAUCUACUGUACCUUCCUCAUUUUAUGGUGGGAAAACAGGCCAUAUACUGUACUAGUUUGGACAGUAAAAGUAGAUGAGGCCAAAAAACAAAAAGACACAUUGGGGCCCAUUUACUUACUCACGAACCGGCCGAAUG
This is a messenger RNA of Xenopus tropicalis (tropical clawed frog), 1863 nucleotides long. RefSeq names its product developing brain homeobox 2 (gene dbx2). The record is from RefSeq and is a predicted model, not a curated record. The transcript is spliced from 4 exons. Bases 174 to 929 code for a protein of 251 amino acids. Gene Ontology annotation, molecular function: DNA-binding transcription factor activity, RNA polymerase II-specific; DNA binding. Gene Ontology annotation, cellular component: nucleus. Lineage: Eukaryota; Metazoa; Chordata; Amphibia; Anura; Pipidae. Gene Ontology annotation, biological process: regulation of DNA-templated transcription.